AUGCCUGUAAAAACGGUAGAACAAUCAUUCGCUCUAAAUCCAAGGUCCUCCCCCCCCCCCCUAAUGGAAACAAAAAGUGGUCGAUUAACAGCCUCUGACGACUGUAGUGAUUCACUUGAAGUAAACGGUGAUCCACAUAGAAUAUGGCUAGGUUGUUUACCGACACGCAUCACAGAAUUUGCAGUUCUACAGUUAGCUAAACAGUUCGGAGAAUUGUCAGAUUUCCAUUUCCCUGUACAUAAAACUGGUGAUUUGCAAGGAUCUACUGUUGGUUAUUGCUUCCUGACGUAUAAAUCAGUUGACGAUGCUAAAAAGGCAUGGAAAGGGUUAGAUGGUUUAAACUUUCAUGGAUACACGUUAGUUGCACGACCAGCUAGACCAACUAAAGAUGAAUUAACAGUUGCACAACGUGCAUCUGAUGAAGCUACAAAACUUCGGAUAAUUGAAGAAGCUAAACAACGUGAAGCUCAAUUAGCCGUUAUAAUGGGUAUAUAUGAUCCUAUGCAGCUUAUGUCAUCUACACAUUUGAAUGAAUGCUUUGAUAAGACACUUCCAAUGGAAAAUAGUAUAAAUACACCUACAGUUUCAUCAUCUAAUGAUACCUUUACAAAUUCUUCAUCACUUCUGUCUUCCCGUGUUUCUAUACCGGAUUUAUAUGGAAAACUUGGCCUAAAUCAGAAUUGUCAACAGUCUACAUCUCAUGUUAUAAACAAUACUCAUCGAUCAAAGCAUCAAGAAGUAGAAACUAAAGCAGCUAUACAUCGACUAGAGAUGGCUUUAAAAAUACUUGAAAAGACACCAGUCGGUGGAGCAGACUCUUUGAAACCAAUUACUGAUGGUCAUAAUCCUUAUUCUGGCACAUUAAUAUUAAAAUCAAAUCAGAAAAAUCGCAACGCUCGUUCUCCAUCAACAUCGGCGGUGACGAUGGCAGCAGCAGUUGGAUCAUUAUUUGGCCGAAAUCAAACGAAGUCGCACAACAAUAGUGGAUUGUUGUUGAAGCAUAACAGCAGACCAUUAUUGAAUUCAGAGAAACUUUCCAAAUCUUCUACUAAAACACUUCAUCAGCAUUGUUCUAGGCCAAACAGUCAAGUGAUAAAAAGGCACAGCCAGAAACGAGAUCUUAUUUCACGUCAUUUCUAAAAAUGUUGUUUUUUUGUUGUUUUUUGCUCAUUCUUUUCUCCAGGUGUUGUUUUUUUCUUCUCUGUUAUCCUGU
Messenger RNA from Trichobilharzia szidati, 1213 nucleotides. The record is from the annotation of a GenBank genome assembly. NCBI's taxonomy places the organism in Eukaryota, Metazoa, Platyhelminthes, Trematoda, Strigeidida, Schistosomatidae.